Messenger RNA from Hippopotamus amphibius kiboko, 827 nucleotides. Its product is annotated as acyl-coenzyme A thioesterase THEM4-like. Gene Ontology annotation, biological process: long-chain fatty-acyl-CoA metabolic process; cardiolipin acyl-chain remodeling. Bases 90 to 713 code for a protein of 207 amino acids. Gene Ontology annotation, cellular component: mitochondrial matrix. The record is from RefSeq and is a predicted model, not a curated record. The transcript has 6 exons. NCBI's taxonomy places the organism in Eukaryota, Metazoa, Chordata, Mammalia, Artiodactyla, Hippopotamidae.
GAGGUCUCAGGUGGCUGGUGAGACACCGACAGGCAGCACCCCUUCUCCCAGCCCUGGCUGGCCAGCCCUGGCUGCUCAGGUCAGCCCGGAUGCCAGCCCCACCCAUCACUGUCUCAGGUAGCCACCUCCAUUCCGAUACAAAGGAUUAUUCCCUCCCCAACGCGAGCUGGAGCCCCGUGAUGGUGAGGCUGUACAACGACCUCAUGGAGAAGACGGUGGAUGGGACAUGGACGCGACUUCCGGGAUAUUCGCGCUCUUUGCAGUACUUUAAAGAGGAAGACUUAGCUAGGAUCGCUAAAGCUGUCCCUGUCCAAAUGGUAGAAGACACCCGCCACUUUCUCCGGUUCACAGAGAUGGAGAGACUCGGCUUUGAGCAUGUCAUCUUCCACAAUGACUCGGAGAAGAAGUGUGUCUGCUUGUUCCAGCCUGGGCCCCUCCUGGAGGGGCUGCCUGGGAUUAUCCACGGUGGCGCACUGGGGACCAUGAUAGACACCACAUUUUUCGUGACGGCGUACAAGAGUGCCAAUGCAGUCUUUACAGGAACCAUGACCAUCAACUUCAAGAGCCCGCUCCCUGUCGGUUCAGUGGUCAGGCUGGAGGCAAAGAUCACCAGCAUGGAAGGAAGAAAGGUGUUUCUCUCCUGCGAAGUCCAAAACAGCGACAGGACUGUCCUCUUUGCCGAAGCUUCUGCCAUCUUCUUCCAAAUGAAGUGAUACAGAAGCAAGACACUGUGAGGCACAUCUCCUCCUGCCCCGGAGGGCAGGAAACCAAAGUUUCCCUUGGAGCAGAUUCUCUCUCUCCCAUUGAUCUCCAGCUGCCAAUGUUUA